Molecule: messenger RNA, 1419 nt
Organism: Amoebophrya sp. A120
Lineage: Eukaryota; Dinophyceae; Syndiniales; Amoebophryaceae
Source: the annotation of a GenBank genome assembly
UGAACCCUCGCCAAGUCUAGAGACUUUUCAGAUUUCGCUAUAGGAGGUCUGUAGUCUGGGUCUCCCGCAAGAUCUUGAUCACUGCAUUUUUUGUGAUAGUUUCAGUGAAGAACUAAUAUCGCGAUGAUCCUAUUUUGAGAUAGGUCGAUCCGACAUCAGAUCUCAUAGACGUACGAACGGAAGGUCAUACACGAUCGCUUUACCAUUUUCUUUUUCCGAUCAUGGGCCGUAAGUCUUCCAAACUGUAAAGGCCUUUUCUAUUAUCUUCGCAAUGCUUUCACUCUACACAGCGACGCAGGUGGGUAGAGCGAAACUAUAGAGAUCACUACCGACGAACAUUUUUUGACUUGUAUCAAUCAGUUUUGGCGACACAUUUCUUCACGCUAGCAAUAAGGUGUAUAGUGAUAACCUUUUGCUUUGAUUUGGCGACAAGCACAUGUGCUAUACCGAGCAAUCCUGCAGCUGCGCCAGUUUACCAUAUCAGUCCGUGGCGUAGUCUUUAACUCCAAGCGCGAACCGCGAUCGCAGGUUCUCGCCAAUAGCAGCUUGGUGUGACGAGCAAGGGCAAGACGCUCCUUUGGAAAAGUUCGUGGAACAACAUCAGCCCCUAGGGCCAAGACUAACCGUCGCAAUGUUGCCUUCGAACCUCCUGCAGACGGCCUUGAACCACCAGGUCAUGCUGGAGUUGAAGUCAGGGGAAACCUAUUCGGGACUACUCGUAAAAGUGGACAACUUCAUGAACGCACAGGUACUACGUUUUUGGGUGCGUUGCCUUCUUUUUUUCCUUGGAAGUAGAAGAAACCACGAGGACCCGUAAAGAAACUAGUUGAGGACGAGUCCCUUCCUGCUGUACGGGUUAUAAUUUCAUCGGAUGUUCGACAAUAUUUCUUUGUUUAUUUUUCCAUUUUCAUUUUGAUUUUCUACAGGUCAGAGACGCAAUAUGCGUGGAUGCGCACACGGAAAAAUUCUGCAGAGUAGCGGACGUCUACAUAAGAGGCAACAGCAUAAAGUACCUGCGAUUACCGGAGGAAGUUGCCGAUAUGGUAUAGUUGUUGGUUUACUGUUUUUGUUAUCGGCUAUAAUCCGAAGGAUUGUCGUCCUACUUGAUCGCGAUAUUUUGAAAUUUACUUUUCGUGGCCAUCUACGAACUGUCUAAUUACAGGUAAAGCCCGAGGAUGCCCCCGUUAAGGGCGCGGCACACAUGGGCAAGAAAGGAAAAGGCAAGAAGAAGGGCGAAGCAGCAGGUCCACAAGGGAGAGGGAGGCCUGCAGAGCGAUCUGAGAGACCAAAGGAAGGACGACCCGCAAAGAAACAAAAACAAGGCUGAUGAUACCCUUUUGUCACAGACGGAUACUAGUAAUCAAAUCCGUUUUUUUUCACCCGCACACGUGAAGAUGAGUAAAAAUGUAAAAGCGAAAC